GAGGUCUACUGGACGGAGAAAGAGGGUCUGUGGCUGAACGUUGUCGUGAAAGAGGAAGAGGAGGCUGUCACAAUACAAAAACAAGUAGAGGGUGAGGCUGUUACCUUGAAAGAAGAGAAAGAAGUUACAGUUAAAGAAGAGGAAGACGCGUUCAGAGUGAAAGAGGAAGAGGAUGUUACUGUUAAAGAAGAGGAAGUGAAAGAGGAGGGGGAGAUGACUGUCACAUUGGAAGAAGACGAAGAUGAAGAGGAUGAAACUGUAUAUCUGGGCUCGGUUUCCCAAAGGCAUGUUAAGGCAUCCAAUGGUUCUAACGAUAAACGGGCCCUGAUUAACACUAGCCUGGACUGUGAUCCAGCUCAUCUAGGAGAGAGACGGGACUAUCAUGGGUCCUCUGGAGAGCUUCAACAACAUCAUGAUGCUAACAAGGCAGAGAAGAGUCUCUCCACAUCAGAAAACCUCAAGAAACACCAGCAGAGACCCACAGGGAAGAAAUCUCACCACUGCUCUCACUGUGGGAAAAGUUGCAAAUCUUCAUCAGAACUUAAAAUACACCUGACAAUUCACAAAGGAGAGAUAUCUUUUGGCUGUGAUCAAUGUGGGAAGAGUUUUACUCGGCUACAAACCCUGAAAUCACACCAGAGAAUACACACUGGAGAGAAACCUUAUAGCUGUAAUCAAUGUGGGAAGAGUUUUCCUACAUCUAGCUAUCUAACUAUACACCAGAGAACUCAUACAGGAGAGAGACCAUAUAGCUGUACUCAAUGUGGGAAGAUUUUCACUCGGCCAGACAGCCUGAUAUUACACCAGAAAACACACACUGGAGAGAAAUCUUAUAGCUGUAAUCAAUGUGGGAAGAGUUUUUCUACAUCUAGAAAUCUCACUAAACACCAGAGAACUCAUACAGGAGAGAAACCAUAUAGCUGUAGUCAAUGUGGGACAAGAUUUGCUUGGCUAACCAGCCUAGUAUCACACCAGAGAAAACACACAGGAGAGAAAGCUCCUAGCUGUGAUCCAUGUGGGAAGAGUUUUACUAGAUCUAGCUAUCUAACUAUACACCAGAGAACACACAUGAGAUAAUCCUUGCUGUGAUCAAUGUGGGAAGAGAUACUCUGAUAAAAGAUCUCUGACUAAACAUCAGAAAAUA
This is a messenger RNA of Salmo salar (Atlantic salmon), 1144 nucleotides long. The record is from RefSeq and is a predicted model, not a curated record. NCBI's taxonomy places the organism in Eukaryota, Metazoa, Chordata, Actinopteri, Salmoniformes, Salmonidae.